This is a messenger RNA of Musca domestica (house fly), 2745 nucleotides long. RefSeq names its product homocysteine-responsive endoplasmic reticulum-resident ubiquitin-like domain member 2 protein (gene Herp). The transcript is spliced from 5 exons. Gene Ontology annotation, molecular function: protein binding. NCBI's taxonomy places the organism in Eukaryota, Metazoa, Arthropoda, Insecta, Diptera, Muscidae. The record is from RefSeq and is a predicted model, not a curated record. Gene Ontology annotation, biological process: endoplasmic reticulum unfolded protein response. Bases 733 to 2166 code for a protein of 477 amino acids.
AGGAUAUUUUUCGGUGUAAUAUAAAAGUUGAAUGUGUUCAUUAAACUUGGAUCCGUCAAGACACAAGGCUUACUAGAUAAGAAUUGCUGCAUUAAUUGCAAUAAAUAAAACUAAAAAGUGUAAAUAAAUUGAUAUCAAAGUUCAACAAUCCCCAAAUAGAUUGGCAACACUAACAUGUAGUGAAAAUAAAAUAAAGAAACGUCAAGUGGCAGAGGUAACAAGUGACGGAAUUUUUUCAUCUUCGCAUCGGAACAAAAUUUUCCUGUGAUUUUAAUUGUGUAUAUGGAUAAAUACAGACGGAAAAUUUAAUAAUAAACUUUUCGCAAUUUGCCGCGGCAGUGAAAAUAUUAGUACGACACGAAAAACUUCGAAUACGACAAAAUAUAAAGAAAAUUUGAUAACAUAACACAUAGUACCAGAGGAAAAAAAAAACAAGAAAGUUGACAGCUAAUAGCAGAGGAAGAGUCACAACACUCGCAUAUACACAUUCACGUCUAUCAAUUUAUUUUGAGAACAUAACAAGUGAUUACCAACAAGAGUGAGUGUGUGGAAGAGCGAGAGAGUGAAACAGAGUGGAAAACUAUAAAAACAAAGAUAGUAAAAGCAGAUUUAUUCGACGGAAAAAUUUCGUUUUGUCAACUGCGUUAAUUAAUUUUGUACGGAGUCAGCAAGCGAGCGACUUUAUUGGAAUACCGUUCUGAGGACAAAAAUAAAAAACAAAGCUGCGACACAAUGGAUGACACCAACAAUUCAUCCUCGGCUGCUUUUCAAGUUGCGGGAAGCAAACAAGUAAUGGAUGUUGCACCCACCAAUAAAUCACCAUCAUAUGUUAAACUCUUGAUUAAAGCUUCCAAUCAGCAAUAUGACGACCAAAUAAUCGAAAGCGACCUUUCUUGGACGGUAAAGAGACUAAAGUCCCAUUUGGCAUUAGUUUAUCCCAGUAAACCGCCUGUGGCAGAUCAGAAGUUAAUCUACUCUGGUCAAUUAUUAAAUGAUAAUUUGCAACUGAAGGAUGUUAUACGCAGCUACAAAGACGUUUAUACUCACAAUCAUAUAAUUCACUUGGUUUAUACACCGAAAAACUUGCCUCCAGUCCCUCCAGCAGCGGCUACCUUGAAAAAAUCCAAACCAACUUCGUCAACUUCCCCAGGAUCUAACAGCAUGGCAUCUGAAGAUGGAAUACGUCAGAGGCAUACGUCAUCUAGUGUUGGUAAUACAUCUACUAAUCAAAAUGGAAUUCAAAAUCAGAGAAAUCCUAUGGGCUACUAUUCUCAAUAUAUGCCGCAGUCUACAACUACUAGUGGCGGAGCUGGACCUCCAUUGACAGUUCCUGAUUAUAGCCAAUACAAUAUGCAAGCGCUGGCAAUGCAGCAAGCCGCCAUGUACACAUGGAUGCAACAAGUCUACACCCAAUAUAUGGAACAGUGUUUAAGAGCGUCUAACAACUUGAAUGGGACUUCAGACGAUGGCAAUAGAACAGCACUGCCGCCUUUUUCUGCAUUUCCACAAAAUCCAUUUUUACCCCAAUUUCCACAAACUGUGAUACAUAGCGUGGCUCCAAAUACCACAAUGACAGCUAAUACUGUUGCAGAACAACAACAGCCGGCUCAGGAGCCAGAGCAGCAACCCGCGCAGGCGCAAGUUGCUGCACCCCGGUUUCCCAAUAUGCCGCAGGAGGAAGCCGAUAAUAGGGAUUGGCUGGACAAUAUAUUUUCAAUUACUCGUUUGGCCUUAUUUUUGACAAUAUUGUAUUUUAAUUCAUCGCCCCUACGUUGUUUAGCUGUGGUCAUUAUAGCAGGUGGCAUAUAUCUAUAUCACAUUGGCGUCUUUCGUUUUCGCCAUGAACGGAAUAAUAACAACUUGAACCGCAAUAAUAAUGCAGUUCAAAAUGCUGCCGUCGAUCAAAUUAGACAAGGAGUUGGUCAGCAGCAACCCCAAGAGGAGCAAGCGAAUGCAGCACCCGAAAAUAAUGUCAAUGAAAACAAUGGCGAUGCUCCGGCCGCAGUGGUUAAUAAUACUGACCAACCAGCAAAUGCUAACAAUUCAAAUGCAGCAGGCGGAAGUGAAGUUGUCGCCAAUGACAACAAUGAAUCGAUGAUUUCCACAUUGCGCACAUUUGUUGUCACAUUUUUCACUUCAUUGUUGCCAGAAACACCAGCUAUCUAAAUGAGAUGGUGCAACAACACCACAUUAUGAAUGCUUUAAUCCUCAGCAAUAUAUUUCCCCACAUAAGAUUAUCCUCUACAUUUCCACAUUAGCCGUUAUUGAUUGAUGCAUUGGAACGAUCCCGAUAACCUACAUAUUUAUUGCACAUAUUUAAUUAAGGCCUUAUGUUUAGAGCCAAACUUUACUUUCCAAUUCGGGAAAUUUAUUCGUUCAUGUGGACGAAAUUAAACUGUUUGUUUUUCCUUUUUCAGUUUAUAUCAAUCCUGCGUUACAAUUAAAUUUUUAUUAAUACUGUGUAUAGAAAUUUAUAAGUGCGAGAAAACUAUUAUAUAUGAAUGUUAUUAUUUAAAUUACUGUUUCCCCUUUUUGUUUAGUGUAUACGUGUUUAUAAUUAUAUAUUUUUCUUAGAUUAGUUUUAAAUAUAAAUAUAUUGAAAGAAAAAAAUCAAAACUACAUGUAAAAAUAUUAAUAAAAAAACUGAAUGUAAAAAUCUCACGUUUUUAAUUUCAAGCAGUUAAUAACUCGCUUUAACUUUUCAAAACAAAUAAAGAUAUUAAAUUAUUACAAAAAUUAGAAUAA